Camelina sativa (false flax) is the source of this 473-nucleotide messenger RNA. RefSeq names its product GDT1-like protein 3. Lineage: Eukaryota; Viridiplantae; Streptophyta; Magnoliopsida; Brassicales; Brassicaceae. Gene Ontology annotation, molecular function: calcium ion transmembrane transporter activity; manganese ion transmembrane transporter activity. Gene Ontology annotation, biological process: Golgi calcium ion homeostasis; calcium ion transmembrane transport; Golgi calcium ion transport. The record is from RefSeq and is a predicted model, not a curated record. Gene Ontology annotation, cellular component: Golgi apparatus.
CUUGGUUUGAAUCUUGACCUUGAAUCAACUGGCCCUGGUGUAUUUGAUGCUUUGUUUUCGAGUUUCUCCAUGAUACUUGUGACCGAGAUUGGGGAUGAAACGUUUAUUAUAGCGGCGUUGAUGGCUAUGCGACAUCCUAAAGCUACUGUUUUAUCGGGUGCACUUUCCGCUUUGUUUGUUAUGACUAUACUUUCCACUGGACUUGGUAGAAUAGUGCCAAACUUGAUAUCAAGGAAGCACACCAACAGCGCUGCUACAGUUCUCUAUGCAUUUUUUGGUUUGCGAUUACUCUACAUUGCUUGGAGGUCUACUGAUUCAAAGUCAAAUCAGAAGAAGGAAAUGGAGGAAGUUGAAGAGAAGCUUGAGUCAGGCCAAGGAAAGACACCUUUCCGUCGCUUAUUCUCAAGAUUUUGUACCCCAAUAUUUCUAGAGGUAAUCUUCCAUUGGGCAUAUUGAUGCUUUUGGUUUGUACA